UCAACAUGGCUGCCGCAGACCCAGAUCGCCACGUGAACGCAGUCCGUUCACGUUCCUACCAAGACGAGAGCUAUCCUCACUGGCUUCUCAGGGUACAGGGUGACUUACAGAAUGAUGGAGCAUAUCAGGAUGUUAUUCUUGAAGUCGAGGACCGGCAGUUUCCCUGCCAUCGGCUUGUUCUGUCCGCGGCCAGUCGCUACUUCAGGGCUCUGUUUAGAAGUGACAUGGCGGAAAGUCGUCAGAAGACGGUUGUUUUAAAGGGUUUGGAUGCAGGCAUGUUUGAGGAGAUCCUGAGUUACAUCUACUCGGGAACCCUCCAUGUGUCCCUGGACAGAUUGCAUUCCCUGUACCAGGCAGCCGACUAUCUCCAACUGGACUCUGUAAAAGACAUCUGCAGCAGCUACAUGGCCAUGAACGUGGAGCGCUCCACCUGUGUGAACCUGUACAAGAUUGCUGAUGCCUUCUCUGUGGACAGUGUUGUGGAAACUUGUCUGAUGUGUAUCGAUAAAAACUUUUCCGAGGUUGCCUCCAGCGAGGAGUUCUGCAGCCUGAGUGUAAAUCAGCUGACUGAGAUCAUCAGCCACGAUGAGCUGGAAGUUAAAGAGGAGACAACAGUGUGGGAGGCUGUGGUGAGAUGGGUGCAGCACAGCAGGGGGGACAGACUGCACCACCUACCCAGCAUCCUCCCUCACAUCCGCUUCAACCUGCUGACCUCAGAUGACACGGCAGCCAUCUUGGAACACCCCCUGGUCAAGGAGGAUCCUGGGAGCCUUGAGAUCAUCAGGAAUGUGGUACAGAAAGGCAACUCUGGCCUGAAGCCAAGAUUUGGGGCUGGUGCAGAGGAGAUGGCCCUAUUUUUUGUGGACGUCAGCAAGAUGCAGGGCAUUAACCCCAGAUCAGGGAAGUUUGUCAGCUGCAGUUUCACUGAGUUCCACUCUGUCGUCGGGGCAACCGUCACCGGUGACGAGCAGAUCUACAUCCUGGCUGCUAGGGAGGGUGAGGAACAGCUGUCCCUGCUCUUGUACAACCAACUGGAGGGUGUCUGGGAACAGAAGUCAACCGUGGAGAGGCUUCCUGAGAUCGAUGGAGAUACAUUCCUUUUGUACAUUGAUGGACAUCUUUAUUACCUUGCUUCUACCAUUAGCACUAUCGAAAAGACCGUUCGGCUCAAGAAGUAUGACAUCGACACAAAUGAAUGGCAGGACUGCGCACCGCUCAGGGUAAAGAUGAUGAUGUCUAUGCCAAAGGCCGUGUCAUGCGGUUUCCUCUACCUGUGUACCGGAGCAGAAAUGUACUGUUACAACCCCAGGGAGAACCAAUGGUCCGAGCUUACCCGACCGAUAAUCGAUGCAGAGUUCUGGACCAGUGCUGUCAUAGGUACUGAGAUCUUCUACUCAAACAUGGACUUCACGUUUAUGUUAGUGUACGAUACUGUUGCUGCACGGUGGAAGGAGCUUCGACUGGAAGCUCCGUCUUUACAAAGUCCUCCUGGUGCAGAGGACGCAGAUCGCCACGCUUGCAGUCCGACUCUCUUUGUGCAUGAGAACGAGCUGCACGCUUACAUGGGCUGUGAUCAGUAUGAACAGUCGAAAUGUCAGCAUGUGCUCGUGUAUGACAGGCCUGCAGGGGUUUGUAGAGAGGUGGAUGUCACCCUGCCUGAUGACCUGGACUGGCAGUCAUGUCAUCACGUCGUGGCGCGUGUCUACCUGCCAGGUGUGCAGGACAGGUGUGCUGACACACCUAGCACUGCAGGCGCAGGUGUGUGAUUGUACAUCACUAGUGCUGCUGUUAGUCUUUGCUGUAUGCCCUCGCCAAGGCUUAGAU
Molecule: messenger RNA, 1824 nt
Organism: Branchiostoma floridae (Florida lancelet)
Lineage: Eukaryota; Metazoa; Chordata; Leptocardii; Amphioxiformes; Branchiostomatidae
Product: kelch repeat and BTB domain-containing protein 2-like
Exons: 5
Coding region: 6-1766 (586 amino acids)
Molecular function (GO): protein binding
Source: RefSeq, a predicted model, not a curated record